AAUCAGCGGAGCAGUAGAGGAAACGGGAGGGCCGGACCGGCCCGGCCGCCUAGGAAGCGUUCACCUAUCGCGGUGAAGAGGCCAUCAGGAGGUAAUCGAUGUCCGGGCGCUCGGCGAUAGUUUUACUCACAAAGAAAAAACACCUAAAAUACAAAAGAGCCUUUGGGGUCCGGAGAGCGAACCCGUCCGGACGCCAUCAUGGAUCCCCUGCUGUGUUUAGCCGGCGUGGUGGUCACGUUCCUGCUGUGGAUCAGAAUCAAGGGUCUCGAUUACGUCAUCGUCCACCAGCGGUGGAUAUUCGUGUGUCUGUUCCUGCUGCCGCUCUCCGUCGUGUUCGACGUGUACUACUAUGUGCGCGCGUGGCUCAUUUUCAAGAUGUGCUCCGCGCCCAAGCUGCACGACCAGCGCGUGCGUGACAUCCAGCGACAGGUGCGCGAGUGGAAGAAGGACGGCAGUAAGACCCACAUGUGUACGGGUCGCCCCGGCUGGCUCACCGUGUCCCUCAGAGUGGGGAAGUACAAGAAAACCAGCAAGAACAUCAUGAUCAACAUGAUGGACAUUCUGGAGGUGGACACGAAGAGGCAGGUGGUGAGAGUCGAGCCGCUGGCCAACAUGGGUCAGGUGACCGCUCUCCUCACCUCUAUUGGCUGGACGCUGCCGGUGCUGCCCGAGCUGGAUGACCUCACCGUGGGUGGUUUGGUGAUGGGCACCGGCAUCGAGUCGUCCUCUCACAUUUACGGGCUGUUUCAGCACAUCUGCGUCGCGUUCGAACUGGUCCUAGCUGACGGCAGCUUGGUGCGCUGCACCGAGGAGGAGAACUCGGACCUGUUCCACGCCGUCCCGUGGUCCUGCGGCACCCUGGGGUUCCUGGUCGCGGCCGAGGUUAAAAUAGUCCCCGCCAAACCCUGGGUGAGGCUGCGCUACGAGCCGGUCCGGGGGCUGGAGAACAUCUGCAAGCGCUUCACCGACGCGUCGAAGAACAAGCAGAACACGUUCGUGGAGGGCCUCCAGUACGGCCGGGACGCCGCCGUCGUCAUGACGGGGACCAUGACGGACCACGCCGAGCCGGAUAAGAUCAACAGAAUCGGCCUUCACUUCAAACCCUGGUUCUUCAAACACGUGGAGGGCUACCUGAAGAGGGACCAGGAUGGAGUCGAAUACAUCCCCCUCAGGCAGUACUAUCACAGACACACGCGCAGCAUCUUCUGGGAGCUUCAGGACAUCAUCCCCUUCGGCAACAACCCGAUAUUCCGCUGGCUGUUCGGCUGGAUGGUUCCUCCCAAGAUCUCGCUGUUGAAGCUCACGCAGGGGGAGACCAUCCGGCGGCUCUACGAGCAGCACCACGUGGUCCAGGACAUGCUGGUUCCCAUGAAGAACCUGCAGGCGGCCAUCACGCACUUCCACCAGAACAUCGACGUGUAUCCUCUGUGGCUGUGUCCCUUCCUGUUGCCCCCGGGCCGAGGCAUGGUCCACCCCAAAGGUCAGGAGGAGGAGCUGUACGUGGACAUCGGAGCCUACGGGGAGCCCAAAGUCAAACACUUCGAAGCCAAGGCGUCCACGCGGCAGCUGGAGAAGUUUGUCAGGGACGUGCACGGGUUCCAGAUGCUGUAUGCAGAUGUGUACAUGGGCCGAGAGGAGUUCUGGGAGAUGUUUGACGGACGGCUGUAUCACCGGCUGAGAGAGGAACUCGGCUGUAAGGAGGCCUUCCCGGAGGUCUACGACAAAAUCUGUAAAUCCGCCCGACACUGACCCACCCCCACCCCCACCCCCCACGUCACCGAUGGAUGUUUCAACUAAAUACACACAAACUGCAUCAUGUGUACGAGCUAACCGGUUAUUUUCAUCAACUCAAGCCGCGUCUUUAAGAGGCAGUGAAGCAGGAGCACAUGUAUUGUAUGUCGUGAAUGUAUUUUCUUUACACAUUUAGCUUAUUUCAACAUUCAUUGUUCAGAUACAUUUUCUGUAAAUUGUAUUUUGUGUGUGUGUGUAUUUUCUGCACUGUUUAACAACCUGAUCCAGUGUUUCUCACGGACCUUUUUAACAGAUUUCUACACACCUUUUUCUGACUGGUCAGCCUUACCUACAAGUGCCAUACACCAAAACAUGACUUUCUAAUUAGAGGCUUGCACAUAUUUUUAAAUAAACUUUUGUAAUAAAUAUGAAAAAGAGAAACCCCCCAAAAAAUCAUAUCACCCGGACUCUCGUGUUUUUUAAAGUAUAUUCUGAAGUUGCACAGACAGUCAAAACUAAUGUAUUUGCUCUGAGUGGAUUUUUGUUUUCUUUUAUUUAAAUAACAGCAGUGUAAAUCUGAUAACUUGUCCUUCUGCAUCCUUCCACGUCAAAUAAACUGAUAUGCGCAUCAAUA
Cyclopterus lumpus (lumpfish) is the source of this 2365-nucleotide messenger RNA. It is a transcript of the gene dhcr24, whose product is annotated as 24-dehydrocholesterol reductase. The record is from RefSeq and is a predicted model, not a curated record. Gene Ontology annotation, cellular component: cytoplasm; membrane. Bases 199 to 1749 code for a protein of 516 amino acids. Lineage: Eukaryota; Metazoa; Chordata; Actinopteri; Perciformes; Cyclopteridae. The transcript is spliced from 9 exons. Gene Ontology annotation, biological process: steroid metabolic process. Gene Ontology annotation, molecular function: FAD binding; Delta24(24-1) sterol reductase activity.